Molecule: messenger RNA, 1435 nt
Organism: Mesocricetus auratus (golden hamster)
Lineage: Eukaryota; Metazoa; Chordata; Mammalia; Rodentia; Cricetidae
Gene: Gins2
Product: GINS complex subunit 2
Exons: 5
Coding region: 413-970 (185 amino acids)
Biological process (GO): DNA replication; double-strand break repair via break-induced replication
Cellular component (GO): GINS complex; nucleus
Source: RefSeq, a predicted model, not a curated record
GACCAAUGAAGAAGAGGGGACGGGCUAGAGGUGGGGCCUGGCUCAGGGUAGCGACGCAGCAGGGGCGCGGCCGUCGGGGGGCGCUAGUUGUAACUCCCUAGAGCUCUGAACCAGGGUUAAGGAAGCGUGGGACCUGCGGACUGGAAAGGGUAUGCGUAAACCACAGAAGGGCAAGGCCCUAGUAUGGUUGUGGGCGGGGCUUGAGCGCCUCGCUCUGACCGACCAAUCCGCGGGCUCGUACCAGCUGCGGAUUCCUCCCGAGGCCCCGAAGACUGCCACAACUCCAUAGGCCGUGGCAGGCUGUCUUCCGGUCCGGGGGCGGGCCCCGUGCGGUGGCGGGAAAGCAGCGGCCCAGGCGGGAGCUGUGAGACGCCGAGGGGUGGGAACGGACUUGUAGCGUGAACUCUUCAUCAUGGACGCAGCCGAGGUGGAGUUUUUGGCCGAGAAGGAACUGGUCACCAUUAUUCCGAACUUCAGUCUGGACAAGAUCUACCUAAUCGGGGGGGACCUGGGGCCCUUCAACCCCGGCUUACCCGUGGAAGUGCCCCUGUGGCUGGCCAUUAACCUGAAACAGAGACAGAAGUGCCGUCUGCUACCCCCAGAGUGGAUGGAUGUGGAGAAAUUGGAACAGAUGCGAGAUCAGGAGCGGAAAGAGGAGACAUUCACCCCAGUGCCCAGCCCGCACUACAUGGAGAUCACCAAGCUCUUGUUGAAUCAUGCUUCUGACAACAUUCCCAAGGCAGACACGAUCCGGACACUGAUCAAAGAUCUGUGGGACACACGCAUGGCCAAGCUCCGGGUGUCUGCUGACAGCUUUGUGCGGCAGCAGGAGGCACAUGCCAAGCUUGAUAACUUGACCUUGAUGGAGAUCAACACCAGUGGGGCCUUCCUCACUCAGGCACUUAAUCACAUGUACAAACUCCGCACAAACCUCCAGCCCUCUGAGAGCACACAGUCUCAGGACUUCUAGCCAGAGGCCUAUGAUGUGCAACCCUUGCUGUCUGCUGGUGUCCAAGCUCUAGACCUAUUAGGCACUCAGCUCUGGAAGCAUGAUGGUGGAGAGAGAGGUGUGCAACACGGGUGGAAGCCGUGAGUUUGCUACUCGUUUCUGUCAGAACCCAGCCACACUGCAAGUUCAACUUCCAUCGUAUGUGGAAACCACCACCAGCAUUUCUGUCUAAUGAGCACAGAGUCCUCUGCAUACUACGCACAGCUAGUACUCAGGCCAUUGUAGUUCAGCGUCUUCAAGUCUGACCUGUGAAAGCUGUAUGUAGUUGAAAACUGGGGGGGGGUGCUAAUAGAAAAUGAUUUUCCUCUUAACAUGAUUUAGGAAGAUUUUAUUUUUGGGAUGUCAGAAAUUACAGCAAUAUAUUCAUAAAUACCUAAUUACUACAUUCAACAAAUAAUAUUACAAUACAGUUAAUUCAAACAAGUA